This is a messenger RNA of Acyrthosiphon pisum (pea aphid), 382 nucleotides long. Its product is annotated as ATP-dependent DNA helicase PIF1-like. The record is from RefSeq and is a predicted model, not a curated record. The transcript has a single exon. Bases 17 to 382 code for a protein of 121 amino acids. Gene Ontology annotation, biological process: DNA replication. Lineage: Eukaryota; Metazoa; Arthropoda; Insecta; Hemiptera; Aphididae. Gene Ontology annotation, cellular component: replication fork.
UUUAAGACCUCCGAGUAUGUGUAAUGGAACAAGACUGCUUAUUAAAGAAUUAAAGGACAAUUUAAUUGUAGCGACCAUUAUUACCGGCCCAGCAGCUGGUCAGCUAGCUCAUAUUCCGAGGAUACCGAUGAUCCCAACUGAUCUGCCAAUCCCGUUUAAACGGGUUCAAUUUCCGGUGAAAUUAUCUUUCGCGUUGACUAUUAACAAGUCCCAAGGUCAAACCUUCGAAUUAGUAGGGAUCGACCUACGAAAGGAAUGUUUUACUCAUGGCCAAUUGUAUGUGGGCCUAUCACGAGUUGGAUCUGCUGAUAAUCAAUUUAUUUUGCUGCCACAAAAUAAAACAACAUCAAAUAUCGUUUACAGAGAAGUUCUAACCCAAUAA